AGCCGGCCUGGGGCCGAGGCCGCCCGCGUGCCGCGCUGCAAUUUAGCGAACAUGGCAGCAGAAUGAAGAGGCCCGCGCCGGGUGGUGGUGGAGCCGGGGAUCCGCACGGGGCGCGCUGCGAGCCGCAUCCUUAGUCGGCCUCCUGGUGGCCGCUGGGUUAUUUCAUUCGGAUCUGUGGGUGGGGAGGAAGAAAGGAGACCCCCCCCUCCGCCACCGCCCCCGAAGCCAGGCGGGUCGGUGCUCCGGCCGGCAGGGUAGAGAGAAUCGUGCGUGUGACUCGCUGGUUGCGGAAACGACGCGGGAAGGAACCGGUCCAGGGCUGCGGCGGCGCGGGCGCCGGCAUGAGCCGGCCAUGGGGCGGCCUCGGCGGGGCGCACGGAACCGGCCGGCGCCGCAGCGGGAAGGCGGCCUGAGACGGAGCAUCGCGGGGCUCCGGGGCCUCGCACAGCCCGGGGGAGUCCCUGACGCUGUCUGCGGGAAGGACGGGAACCCCGCGUGGCGGACACUGCCGCAGUCCCCGUGCUGACGCGCGCCGUGCCUGCUGGGUCUGCCGCUCGGUGCGCUCUGGGCACCUGGCGCGCCGCGGGGAGCUCGGGCUGCGGGAGCCCAGUGCGGGACUGGCUUAGGAGAGCGGUGUGCGCGCGGGUUCGACCGGGCAGCCAACAGCAGCGCCCGUGAGGAUCGGAGCAGCCAUGCUUCCCGGGGUGGGCGUGUUCGGCACCAGCCUCACGGCGCGUGUCAUCAUCCCGCUGCUGAAAGACGAGGGCUUCGCGGUGAAGGCGCUGUGGGGCCGCACGCAGGAGGAAGCCGAGGAGCUGGCCAAGGAGAUGAGCGUCCCCUUCUACACGAGCCGCAUUGACGAGGUGCUGCUGCACCAGGACGUGGACUUGGUGUGCAUCAACCUGCCGCCGCCCCUCACCAGGCAGAUCGCUGUCAAGACCCUGGGUAUUGGCAAGAACGUCAUCUGCGACCGCACGGCCACCCCGCUGGACGCCUUCCGCAUGAUGUCGGCGGCCCACUACUACCCCAAGCUCAUGAGCAUCAUGGGCAACGUGCUGCGCUUCCUGCCCGCCUUCGUGCGCAUGAAGCAGCUGAUCGAGGAGGGCUACGUGGGCGAGCUGCUGGUGUGCGAGGUGCAGGUGCACAGCGGCAGCCUGCUGGGCAAGAAGUACAACUGGAGCUGCGACGACCUGAUGGGCGGCGGCGGCCUGCACUCGGUGGGCACCUACAUCAUCGACCUGCUCACCUUCCUCACCGGCCAGAAGGCCGUCAAGGUCCACGGGCUGCUCAAGACCUUCGUCAAGCAGACGGACCACAUCAAGGGCAUCCGCCAGAUCACCAGCGACGACUUCUGCACCUUCCAGAUGGUGCUGGAGGGCGGCGUGUGCUGCACGGUCACGCUCAACUUCAAUGUGCCCGGGGAGUUCAAGCAGGACGUGACGGUGGUGGGCUCGGCGGGGCGCCUGCUGGCCGUGGGCACCGACCUGUACGGGCAGCGCAACAGCGCGCCGGCGCAGGAGCUGCUGCUCCAGGACGCCACGUCGGUGAGCAACUCCCGGCUGCCCGAGAAGGCCUUCAGCGACAUCCCCUCGCCCUACCUGCUGGGCACCAUGAAGAUGAUGCAGGCCGUGCGGCAGGCCUUCCAGGACCAGGACGAUCGGCGCACGUGGGACGGGCGGCCCCUCACCAUGGCCGCCACCUUCGAUGACUGCCUGUAUGCGCUGUGCGUGGUGGACACCAUCAAGAGGUCCAGCCAGACGGGCGAGUGGCAGAACAUUGCGAUCAUGACUGAGGAGCCGGAGCUGAGCCCUGCCUAUCUCAUCAGCGAGGCCAUGCGCCGCAGCAGGAUGUCGCUCUACUGUUAGACCUUGUGG
This is a messenger RNA of Dipodomys spectabilis (banner-tailed kangaroo rat), 1874 nucleotides long. RefSeq names its product glucose-fructose oxidoreductase domain containing 1 (gene Gfod1). Gene Ontology annotation, molecular function: nucleotide binding. NCBI's taxonomy places the organism in Eukaryota, Metazoa, Chordata, Mammalia, Rodentia, Heteromyidae. Bases 693 to 1865 code for a protein of 390 amino acids. The transcript has 2 exons. The record is from RefSeq and is a predicted model, not a curated record.